This is a messenger RNA of Galendromus occidentalis (western predatory mite), 1570 nucleotides long. Its product is annotated as cytochrome P450 3A24. NCBI's taxonomy places the organism in Eukaryota, Metazoa, Arthropoda, Arachnida, Mesostigmata, Phytoseiidae. Gene Ontology annotation, molecular function: heme binding; steroid hydroxylase activity; iron ion binding. The coding region runs from base 28 to 1509 and encodes 493 amino acids. The record is from RefSeq and is a predicted model, not a curated record. The transcript has a single exon.
AAUGGCGUCUCCAUCGCAAUCGGAACAAUGAUCCUGCUCUGUCUUUCCUCCAUCUGUGCAGUGCUCGUGAUAUUGCUUGCCCGCGAGAUUCACAGAACCGCCAUCUACUGGAAGAAUAAGGGCAUACCUUAUGAGUCCUACUUCAGCUAUCUGUGGUACUUCCUGUUCCGUCAGAGCCGCGUGGAUAUCUUCGAUUCUCUCGAAGACUACACGGAGAAAUACGGGAGCGUCUAUGGUACUUACCAGGGUCUGAGCCCCGUUCUGCGAGUUUCUUCCCGGGAGAGUUUGACCGAAGCUCUUUCGAAGAAUUUCUCGAAAGCUCAUGGUCGAACAGUUGCGGCGAAAACCGGCUCAACGCUCUGGGACAACAACAUUCUUGUGCUGGGAUACAAAGAAUGGAGAGCGGUCCGACCUCUCAGUGGACAUGUCCUCACAGGGUUGAAACUGAAACAGAUGAAACCCCAGCUCGAGCGAGCUGCGGAGCGACUGACGACCAAGUUGAGAAAACUGGCGAAGAGCAACAAGGAGAUCUCUACCGCUGAAUAUUCGCACGCCGCGGUCAUGGACGGCAUAGCGGCCGUGACCUUCAGCCUAGAGGUCGAUGCUCUCGAUGAUCCAAAUAACGUUUUCGUGAAGAAUUGCACCGGCUUGUUCAGCAGCAGCCUCGGUCUGACGCUGAUGAUGGCCUUCCCGGGGCUCCUCGAAUACGUGCCUUUCAUACAGUUUCCUGAGAAGAGAGCUGAGCAGUUUUUCGUCGAGUUCUCGAGAACUGUUCUAGAGCAGCGUCGGAAACAAGGUCGGAAAUCGGAGACAUCGGACAUACUUGAUUCCUGGCUUGAAGCUCAAGAAACAAACCCGGAAUUCACUGACGUCAUGCUAGUCGCUCAGAUGUUCGUGUUUUUCUUGGCUGGCUUUGAGACCUCGGCCUACACUCUCAUGUUCAUCAUGUACUUGUUGGCAACUCAUCCUCAGAAGCAGGAGGAAGUCUACCAGGACAUCAUUGAGAACAUUUCUGAUCCUGAUAACGUGACAUUCGAGGAGUACAACAAAAUGAGGCUCGUCGAAGCCGCCAUAUAUGAAACCUUGAGAUUGUAUCCGACGGAUUAUGUCAUCGACCGGAGAGUCGUCGAACCGUGCACCGUGGCGGGGGUCCCCCUGGACAAGGGUAUAGCGAUUCAAGUCCCGACGAGCGCUGUCAACAGAGAUCCGGAACGGUUCCACGAGCCGACGCACUUCAAACCCGAGAGAUUCGUCGACGGUGGCGAAAGGAUACAGGACGUUAUAACUUUUGGCGAAGGACCUAAAAACUGUGUCGGACAACGUUUCGCCAUCUUUCAGCUGCUCAUCUUCACGGUGGCCAUUCUCCGGACCGUACGUCUAGAGCCAGUCGUCAACAAAGCGUACGACCCGUCUCGAGAGUACCAAGCUCCUAUCGAAAGGCUUCCCGGGCAAAUGUUUUUGCCUUUCCCGAAGGAAACGUUGAAAGUCAAGCUCUCACCGAGAAAUUGAGAUGGACUCAAUGUCGCGCCUGGAGGUUCUGAAUAAAGAACCUAUGGUUAUAUUUUCACAA